AUGCCAACAGCGGUGACAGCAGCUUGCAUGGAUGCUAAUGAAGCUAAAGCUAGCUGGGGGGGUUUGCAGCACACAACAGAUCUGCGUGUCCACAGUUGAUCCACGCCUCGUGCAUCCAGACUGCACAAAUGGAGAGCUGACGUGUCUCCUGUACAGGUUGAAUGAUGUGUUGAUAUGCUGCGUCGUUAGCCGAGCGUGUCUUGUAGCUCAAACUGCUAAUCUCUAACGUUAGCGGUUCUCGUUGUUGUCGUCGCCUUAGGUAACAGUAAGCGGUCAGUUGUGAUGGCAGGGGGCGGGGCAGCUGGCGUUGACCUCAGCAGGAAGUUUGUGUCGGAAUCUGAGCUUGACGAGAAGAGGAAGAAGAGACAGGAGGAAUGGGAGAAAGUCAGGAAACCUGAAGACCCAGAGGAGGCCCCAGAGGAAGAGUAUGACCCACGAUCGCUCUUUGAGCGGCUGCAGGAGCAGAAAGACAAGAAACAAGAGGAUUAUGAGGAGCAGUUCAAAUUCAGGAACAUGGUGAGAGGAUUGGACGAGGAUGAGUCCAGCUUCCUGGACGAGGUCUCCCGGCAACAGUGCCUAGUGGAGAAGCAACGCAGGGACGAGGAGAAGCAGGAACUGUUGGAAUACAGAAGCGCUCUAGUGAAGAAGGCGUCCACUGAAGGCCGCAAAGAGCCUGAAAAGAAGGCCGGACAGAAAAAUCCAGGGUCGGAGCAAAGAACCAGCCACCUGUCUCAGGCCCAUUUAUUGGCUGGAGCUGUUAAAAGACGCAGUUCGUCCCAGUCGUCAGACAGCAGUAAGAAACAGAAAGUGGAAAUCACAACAGCAGCAACAGAAACGGCAGGAAACGGAGAGAGACACACAGAACAGGAGGAUGGAGCUGGAGGGGAAGCAGGGGGAGCUGAAGAUCAACAAAAAGUCCCCGGUCUGACAGCGAAGACCCCCUCGGCUCCCCUGAGCUCCGGUCAAGGCGUGGUGCAUCUACCGUCGGCGGCCGUGUGCGUCGGCGUUUUACCGGGACUCUGGGUUUAUUCCGGCAGCAGCGACUCUGACAGCAGCUCGGACAGCGAAGGUAGCGUGGACGCAAUCAUGUUGCCGUACCCCCGGCACAGCAGGGCCUACAGAUAGACACACACCAGCACACACACACACACACAAAACCUGAAGCCUUUAGAAAGGGCUGUAAACGUCAGAAAAGAUAACAGCACACACAUAGAUGGAUUAAAGGUCUCACACACACACACACACGACAGCCUACAGAAGCCUGCAGGCCAUACAAGUUCGUAUCAUGUUACAGUUACACACUGGCAGCACACACACCUUGCAAACAUUUUUAGCAUUCCUGUUGUUUUCACAGCUGUGAGUUGAACUGUUGCUCUUUGUCAUCAGACAAAGUUCAGUCCAGUAAUGUAAUCCUAAUCACAAGUAAAACCAAUUUAAACUCUAUUCUCAACUUAAAUCUGUGUAUCUAUUUGUGUUUUUUGCUAUUGUGGCACUCAAACAUGACGCCUCCACCCUUCCUUCCCUCAAUCACAUCU
Molecule: messenger RNA, 1535 nt
Organism: Acanthopagrus latus (yellowfin seabream)
Lineage: Eukaryota; Metazoa; Chordata; Actinopteri; Spariformes; Sparidae
Gene: psme3ip1
Product: proteasome activator subunit 3 interacting protein 1
Exons: 7
Coding region: 283-1125 (280 amino acids)
Cellular component (GO): nucleus
Source: RefSeq, a predicted model, not a curated record